AUGGAUGCAGUGACAAACAAUAAUAACCAGAGCCUUGGACAACUUGUGACGGAGUUCAUUCUGUUAGGGUUUCCUCAGGUCCAAGUUUUAGAAAUUUUCCUUUUUGCAAUCAUCUCUAUUAUUUUUACUCUCACUCUCUUGGGCAAUCUGAUUAUCAUCAGUGUUGUAAUAACUGAUGCUCAUCUUCAUACACCCAUGUACUUUUUUCUGGGAAAUCUUUCCCUUCUGGAAAUAUUCUUCACCUCAGCGAUUGUGCCCAAGAUGUUGACUAACUUGCUGGCUAAGAAGAAGACCAUCUCAUUUUCAGCUUGCAUUGCUCAGUGUCACUUCUAUUUCUUCCUGGGGUCCACUGAGUUGCUUCUUCUGAGUGUGAUGUCCAUUGACCGCUAUGUCGCUAUCUGUAACCCACUGCGUUAUCCCAUCAUAAUGAACAGUCAUGUCUGCAUCUCUCUGGUGGUUAGUUGUUGGGUGGGUGGCUUUUUGCAUAUCCUGUGGCCAACAGUAGUGAUAUCCCAGCUCCCUUUCUGUGGCCCAAAUGUAAUCAAUCACUUCUUUUGUGACAGCACCCCACUCUUGAAGCUUUCCUGUUCUGACACACAGCUCAUUGAACUUGUUGAUGUGCUUCUUGCUUCCUUUAUGCUUGUGGGCACUCUAUUGCUCAUCACAGUAUCUUACAUCUACAUUAUCUCCACUGUGCUUAGGAUCCCAUCAGCCACUGGGAGGCGCAAGGCUUUUUCUACCUGUGCCUCACAUAUCACGGUGGUGACAAUCUAUUAUGGCAGUUCCAUUUUUAUGUAUGCUCAGCCAGCCCAGAGCUCCUCUCUGGAGUUCAACAAAGUGGUGGCCAUUCUGACAGCUGUGGUGACACCACUUCUAAAUCCCCUUAUUUACAGCCUGAGAAAUGAAAAAGUGUUGGAUGCCCUGAAAGGAAUGAUGAAGAGGAAGCAUGCUUCCCAGAGAAGCAGAUAAUUUUUGAUAUGAUUUCUUAUCUUCCAUGCAAAUCUACCUUAAUCAAUACAAGGUUUGUCAGGGAUCCUACGAAUUAGCUGCUGUAUGUGGAAGAGGCAUGAACUCCAUGAUGAACCAGACACUGUGUUAAUGCUUGGACUUUGUUUUAAUCUCCUUUCUUUCUGAUGAGAUGAGAUUCAUUGAUGAAUCCAAUGAAUAUCAAAGCUGAAUUACUGUAAUACUUGAAGCCUAAACUGAAAGUUCAA
This is a messenger RNA of Pantherophis guttatus, 1214 nucleotides long. Its product is annotated as olfactory receptor 6M1-like. Gene Ontology annotation, cellular component: membrane. Gene Ontology annotation, molecular function: G protein-coupled receptor activity; olfactory receptor activity. NCBI's taxonomy places the organism in Eukaryota, Metazoa, Chordata, Lepidosauria, Squamata, Colubridae. Gene Ontology annotation, biological process: G protein-coupled receptor signaling pathway. The record is from RefSeq and is a predicted model, not a curated record.